AUGUUCGAUGAGGAUGCGUUUGAUGCAUUUAGCGAUGAGCCUCUGCAGGACCGUGACGUGGUAGGAGUCGGGAACAAUGUGGCGAAGGUAGAGACUUCUGGAAGAAAGGAGACGGAGUCCAGAUCUCUGCAAUUUCUGGGGGUGUUAGCAGGAACUAGUGGCAGCGGUGACUUACCCUCAGUUUCCAGCCCAAAUAAGCGGAUAGCGGACGAGCCCUUAGAACCUAUUUUUGCGUACUGUUUUUUUGUUUUCGGUGAACUGAGUAAAAGACAACGACAGGCUGAUGAGACUGUUGAAGAAUCUCAGCUAUUUGCUGGAAUUGAAAAGCACAAACGGAACUCUAUACAUAAAAUUGUUACGGAAGGCAACUGCUCACAUGAUGUAGUAGUGCCGGCUGAUCAAGAUUUUAUACCUCUUAGGUCUCGUACAACGGAGCCAGCGAAAAGUUAUCCGUUUGUUCUUGAUGCAUUCCAGAAGGAAGCAAUUAACUGCAUUGAUAAUUCUGAAUCAGUUUUGGUUUCAGCGCACACAUCUGCUGGAAAAACAGUUGUUGCAUUGUAUGGACUGGUUUUGUAUGCUAUUGCUAUGGGCUUGAGGGAGAAGCAACGCGUGAUAUAUACUUCACCAAUCAAAGCAUUGUCAAAUCAGAAGUUUAGGGAACUACAGGAAGAAUUUUCAGAUGUUGGCUUGAUGACGGGAGAUGUUACGCUCAAUAGCGAGGCAUCAGUGUUGGUUAUGACAACGGAAAUUUUGCGUUCCAUGUUAUAUAGGGGUUCUGAAAUCAUGCGUGAAGUAGGUUGGGUAGUAUUUGAUGAAAUCCAUUACAUGCGCGACAAAGAGCGUGGAGUUGUUUGGGAAGAAACAAUAAUUUUAUUACCAGACAAUGUGCAUUACGUUUUUUUGUCUGCUACAAUACCAAACGCUCAACAGUUUGCAGAUUGGGUGGUAUUUUUACACCAUCAGGCAGUUCAUGUUAUUUGCACUGACUAUCGUCCAGUACCGUUACAGCACUUAAUAUUUCCUGCCGGAGGAAGCGGGCUUUACGAAGUAGUGAAUAUACAGGGUACUUUCCAAGAAGACAAGUUUGCGGAAGCAAUGAGUUUCCUCCAAAAAUCUGGUGAUGCCGGGGGUGACGGACAUAAACGUCGCGGAACUUCUGGUGCUUCGGAUGUAGUGAAAAUUAUUCGAACCAUUUAUGAACGUGAUAUGAUCCCUUCCAUUGUUUUUUCGUUCAGCCGGAGGGAGUGUGAGGCAUAUGCAACGCAAUUAACCGAUAUGGACUUUAAUGAUGAGCAAUCAAAGAAGUUAGUUAAAGAGAUUUACUUGAAUGCUGUUUCACUUUUGUCUGACGAAGAUAAAAAGUUGCCUCAGAUAGGCCGUGUUUUACCAUUUCUUUUGCGCGGAAUAGGUGUUCACCAUUCUGGCUUACUUCCUAUAAUUAAAGAAGACCGCGAGGGGUAUGUGUUUAAUCUGUUUACUUUUGAGGUGCUUUUCGCCACCGAAACCUUCUCUAUGGGUCUCAACAUGCCAGCAAGGACAGUCGUUUUCACUUCCGCACGGAAAUUUGAUGGGAGGGAUUACAGGUGGAUUACUUCGGGAGAAUUUAUCCAAAUGAGUGGGAGAGCGGGUAGAAGAGGCAAAGAUGAGAAAGGGCUUGUGAUAUUGAUGGUUGAUCAGCAAAUGGGGCAGGACGUAGCAAAGAGAAUUAUUAAAGGCUCGCCUGAUCCCAUAAAUUCACAGUUUCGUUUAACGUACAACAUGGUUCUGAACUUGCUCAGAGUCGAAGGAGUAAAUCCAGAAUUUAUGCUUGAACGGUCUUUCUAUCAGUUUCAAAAUUAUGACGCACUUCCUGAUCUCUAUAAAAAAGUAAACAAUAAAACCAUGCAGUUGAAUUCGUACAAGGUUGAAAGGGAGCUCGAGUUAAAGGGGUAUUAUCAGAUGGAGCGCCAGAUUGAAGUGUUUGGAGACGCUAUACGGGCUGUUGUAACAAAACCAGUAAAUAUUGUUCCCUUCUUUCAAGCAGGACGGCUUAUAAAAAUAGUCACCAGGGGGAAGGACUUUGGCUGGGGUGCACUCCUACAGUAUCAUAAAAAACCGAAUCCGCUCGAACCCCUUAGUUCUGAGAUGCUAUUUAUUUUGGAUGUUGCCAUGUGUUUUUCUCCAGAAAGCGUCAAAGACGUUACGAAUGUUUCACAGUUAAGACCGCCAAAGCCAGGAGAAAAUGGUGUUGUGGAGAUUGUUCCUAUAACAAUUGAUUGUAUUGCUGAAAUAAGUUCGGCACGCAUAAAACUGCCUCGGUCUUUGAAGUCUUAUGAAGAAAAACAGAGUGUUGGACGGUGUAUCAGGGAAGUGUUGAAACGUUUUGAUGGUGUACUGCCACCACUUGACCCCCUUAAUGAUAUGAAGAUCAAGGAUCGUAAUCUUGAAGAGAACAUAAGGAAGUUGGAAAUGCUAGAGAACCGGAAGAAGGAACACCCGCUCAAAGACCGACCGGACUUUGAGGCGUUAUAUUUAAAAUACAAAAACAAGCUAACAUUUGAAUCAGAAUUGAAAGCAGCUAAGGAAGAAUUGAAAAAGGCGAAGAGUUUAUUGCAGUUAGACGAGUUGGUAUGUAGGAAAAGAGUGUUACGUCGACUGCAGUAUUGCGAUGAGAAUGACGUUAUUACUCGAAAAGGUCGUGUAGCUUGUGAAAUAAGUUCUGCCGAUGAACUAAUGCUAACGGAGAUGUUAUUUAGUGGUAUUUUUACUGAACUUUCCCCCCAACAUAUGGCGGCUCUUCUUUCCUGUUUUGUUUUUGAAGAAAAAGUUCCAGUUGGCAAGUUAGCUGAUGAACUAAGUGGUUGUCUUCGUAAAAUGCAGGAAUUUGCAAAACGUAUUGCAAAGCUUACCAAGGAAUCAAAGUUGGAUAUUGAUGAAGAGAAAUAUGUUGAAUCUUUUAAACCUACUAUGAUGGAUGUUGUUUUUGACUGGUGUUCUGGCGCUACCUUUGCUCAAGUACUAGAAAAGACUGAAGUGUUUGAAGGCUCUGUUAUACGUUGUAUGCGCCGUUUGGAAGAAUUAUUGAGAGAAAUGAUCAAUGCUGCUAAAGCGAUGGGCAACAGGGAUGUCGAAGCUAAGUUUGAAGAAGCUCGAUCUAAAUUAAAACGCGAUAUUGUUUUUACUGCAUCUUUGUAUUUGUAA
Molecule: messenger RNA, 3180 nt
Organism: Enterobius vermicularis (human pinworm)
Lineage: Eukaryota; Metazoa; Nematoda; Chromadorea; Rhabditida; Oxyuridae
Source: the annotation of a GenBank genome assembly